AUGGCUUCAAAAGACGUAGAUAUAAAAAACAAUUGUAAUGUAUCAUGCAGAUGCUCUGGGAAUGCAGGCUUUAUCAGUGCUAAGACAGAGUCAGUUACAGGAGCAGGAAAUUACGGAUAUUGCACUCAUGAGAAGCUAUUCGUAUGGAUAGGUGGUAUUAAGUAUGGCUUACACGAUCUCCAAAUACAAGAUAAUAAAGAACCAAAAAAACUUAAGGAGAAAUACCAUAGACUAGAAGUAGUAACUACUUACUACCACAACUAUGGCAUCGGUGGACUUUUUAUAAAAACUCCUCUACUUAUUGGUGUCAAGAGUACUAAAGGGGGGACUUAUGAAUGGUAUGAAAAUACUGGUACUAAUGGAGAUAACCUGACAUGGAGGAAGAUUUAUAACCAUAGUGGAUUUCCUAACAGUGACACGGAUCUUGCUAAUCCCCAGUUCAAGAAUAAGCUAGAUGAGCUUGCCUGUAGACUACAGAAUAUUGUUGAAAUAAAUCUCUCCAAAGAUAAAUAUGAGGUAUAUUGUCAUCAUAACCAUGAUCCAGGGUAUAAGAAUAGGAUAAGAGUUAAACUCAAUCCUGAUACAUUCCACUUCCCUAAGUAUGUCACAUUUGAGCAUACCCCAAACUCAGGAACUGAACUAACUAUAGGUGGAUUUAACAUUGGAAAUAAUCAACAAAAUGUUGCUGGACUAAAUUUCCCCUUUAAAGCGACUAGGAUUACAGUAUUUAUGCCAACAUGUGAUCAUAACAAGCCCUUCCUGUUCCACGUAGCUUCCAAGCAGGGACAGACUAAUAACAGGUGGUUUCAGAGGACAAAUGGUAGUAGCUGGAAGGAAAUUACUAGUGAUUCCAACUUUAGAAAUACGACGCCAGAUAAAGCUAAUAAAGAGGUUAGGGUGCAGUUCACAGAACUUACCAAGAGCUUAGGCGUAACACCAUGCAGCGCUCCUGGUACAGUCCAAUUGGACGUUACUAAGGUUCCAUCUCCUGGAAAGAAUGAGACAGUAUACUUUUAUGGUAACACUCCAAUACUUGUUAAGAAGGUAGUUAGUAAUGAUCUCCCUAAUGUAUUCCUGAAAUAUUCUCAUACACCUCCAGGUGAUGGCGAGUUUACAGUAAGUACUGCACUCAUUGGUGGAAGUCAGAUAGGAACCAUGACUCAUAGGAAGGUUCAAGGUUUUUUCGUCUACUUCUGGACUGGGAAUGAUAACUUACCGAUCCUAGUUGGAAUUAAAAAGAGUAGUUGGCAGGAUGGUAGUGAUCAACCAAAGUACUAUAGCAAGGGCAAUAGUGGAUAUAGUCACAUUUGGACCCCUACUUGGGUAUCUGGUAUGAGUGAAGUACAAGCACUUGACGAUCAAAAUUGUAGUUUCAAUGGUGCAAUUCCAGUUAAUCUAAAUAAUCCUACAAAUCCAGAUCAGUUCCUUUCUAUUUCCAACAAAUCUAGCUGUCUAAAGAAUUAUAAAAAGAUCACACGUUCUACAUCUACAUCUUCUCCUCCAAACAGUGAUUACACCGUUCAAGAAUACAAUGUUAGCGGGGGAUACACCCAAAUUUCCAGAGUAACUUAUGAUGGAAGAGAUACUACCGGAAUCACUCUUCCAAAAGAUUAUACAGUCUCAAGAAUUAGAGUGUAUUCUUACCCAGGAAAUCCAGGUCCUCCAGAGAUUCCUCUCAUGCUCCAGUUUAUACCAAAAGGUAAUGGAGAGUCAAAGUGGUUUGAGAGUAAUAAUACAAGUGGAACUGAUUGGGGAACAGUUAAUGUAACUGCUGGAUUCUACAAUGAAACUGGAAACCAGCCUACUGAGAAGCUUACAACUGAACUUGAUGAGAUAGCAUGUUCCAUAGGUAUAGGUGUUACUAUGGAUAUAUCUUUUAGGAAUUCUGUUCAAGAUGCCAGCCAUAAGAAUAGAUAUUGUUGCCGUUACCAUAGUGACGAUAUGCAGAAAAUUUCUGUUGAGAAAAAGAUCAUCCAAGUAAAUGAUAGAACGAUGGACUGCUACAGACAUCAAACCAAUUACGGAACUACACUUUCCGGUAUUAAAUAUUACGAAAAUAGUAAUACUAAUGCUGAUAGGAAGAGAAUAAAACUUGGUGACCUUACCUUUCCCAUAAAGGAUUCGGUAAAAAUCUACGCAUUAUACUGUGGAGGAAAUCCUGCACUAAUAUAUCUGGACUAUGAUGGACAACUCAAUGUUAAGGGGUGGUACAAAAGAACUCCUGGUGAUAGUCAACUAUGGAAUAAUCUCACUAGUGAACUCCCAGACCAAACACCAGAUAACAUAAAAAAAUGUGGUGACGAAUAUAACAAGCUUGUGACUGUACUAAAUGAGUUUCCUGGAUAUAAAGAUUUGCAAAAAUGCACUGAAAAUACCACUUCCCAAUCCUCAUCUCUAAAAGACACUGGAGCUCUUCCUGGACCUCAAGGACCUGGUGGUGAACUAGAACAAGGUGCUGGUACUGCUCAUGGCAAAGCGAAAAUUAAAGACUCUGAAGAAGUUGAUACCCAACCUAAAGGCCCUAAUCCUACUCUUGCUGAUGAAAAGAAUAAAAAAGAAUUGGGACAUAGAUCUGAAGGGGUGCAUAGAGUACUAGAUUUUGUUAGCGAUCUUUUUUCUGUUCUUAUAGGGCCUAAGGGUGAUAGAGCACAACCUAGAUCCUCUCUUGGACCCAGAGGACCUGCUUGUGAAACUGGUGGUCAAAAUCAUGAUAAAGGAGAAGCUGGUGAACCUCCUACCAGACCUCCUGUUCUUCUUCCUACUCCCAAAGAUACUCCUGAACCUAAUGAUCUCGCUCAGGAAGCUGCUACUCCUCAACUCCAAGAAAAUUCUAACUCUGGGUUGUCUCAACCACAAAAUGGUAAUGAUCAAUCUCCUGUAGAUAAUCAUCAACAAUCUGAUCUCCAAUCUCUCUCAGCCGAUAAUCAAUUUAGUAGAGGAGUUCCUGAUGCUCCUCCUGAAGUUAAACCUGCUUCUGAACCUUCUGCUGAUAAACAAGGUGUUCCUGAAACUUCUCAAACUAACUCUUCUGAUUGGGAAGUAAUUUUCGGGGGCUCUGCCACUGUAGUUUCUGGUUCUCUUACUGGACUUGUUUUGCAGGAUGGAAACUUUAUAAUCGCUAUAAAGGAGAUCCUUGGUUGGUAUAAUGGAGUACUAUCAUGGAUGGAUACUAUAGGAAAUUAUAAUCAGGCUAUAACCACAAUAUUUCGCAAAGUAAUAACGUCUCAUCUACCUAACGACAUUACAAACAUCUCCAAAAUUUACCUUAUACACCAAAACAUUAAAUAUUUAGGUCUUGGAUCAAUCUUGUUGGUCAAAGAGUCUGAAUGUCUUUUAAAGAGAUGGUGUGACUCUCAUCUUCCAGAGGUUUUUGUAGACUUUACUGGUAAAAAUCAAAAGAGUACCAUGAAAGUCGCAUUUUUGGACGUUGGCUUUGUCCACUCUACAUUUUUUGUUGCCGAAAUAUCUGAAUCUGACGGACAAUUUGAGCACAAGAUUCUAUCCGAGAAAGCAUCAGAUGAGAUUGGAACUUACCAGAUAAUCGAAACCAUUGGGGAUCACAUUUGUGAACUUACAGGGGAAAGUAUUAAAAUCCCAUCUAGACACUCAUUUUACAUUUUCAAAUCGAGUACAAAGGCACUAAAGGAACUUAGCGUACUCAAUGAUGUCAAGAUUGACGUUGAGCGUAUUUUGGCAGAUGACGAGGAUUUUACAACAACUCUCGCGAGAACAAAGUUGGAGGAACUCACCGCUCAUAUUCAGGAAAAGCUGCAAGCCAUGAUAGAGUCGGUGCUGCCGGAGUCUUUGGAUGAUUUGCUUGGGAUGGAGGUGCUGGGAGGAGGUUCCAGGAUCCCGUUUGUAAAGGCGGUAGCUGAAAAGGCGCUGGGGAAGCGUGGCUUUACAAGGCCCUUGAGGACGUCAAUGGACACAACUUCAGCCGUUGCAUAUGGCGCCACCAAGCUCGCUCUUUCCGGGACUCUCCCCUCGAUGGAAUCUCCACUUCCAGAUGAGUAUCGCCGGUUUUUGGACAGAGAAGCUCUGCUAAAGUCAAUAGAGGACGCAGAACUACAGAAACAGUCGCUACUAAACGAAAUUGACAACUACAUUAUCAAGACGAAAAACGAUGCUCAGGAGGACUACAAGGGCGUUUUGGACCUUGAAAAGGCGGAGCCUCUCCUGUAUGACCUGGAGAACUUUGCAAGUGAAGCCAUAAUGGACAAGACGAUCGACUGGCAGACCUGCAGUAAAAAACUGGAGGAGUGCAAAGCCAAAGUCGAACAGGAGUUCCCAGAGUACAUCAAACUCAAGGAGGAAAAGGAAAGACAACAUCAGGAAGAGGCCACAGAGAGCUCCAGCAUGCCAGAGGUCAACAUGGAUGUGACGCUCCCAAAUAGCGUCUGCAUCAAGAGAGCCAACAAGAACAAGGAAGAAGGCAACGUCCUCGUAUCCGCCGGAAACGUAGAACUGGCUGCACAGCAUUACAUCAGGGCCAUUCAGUACUGUUCAAAGGUCAGCAAUGUAACUGAAGAAGAACAAACGACGCUCUCUGAGCUCAAAAUGACCACAAACUUGAAUUUGGCCAUGUGCUACCUCAAGAUGGAGACCAAGACAAGCCUCAACAAAGUCGUCUCUUGCUGUUCAGUGGCACUCGACAUUCGACCAAAUCAUCCAAAGGCACUUUUUAGAAGGGCCCUGGCAUACGAGAAGCUUAAUGAACUCGAAAAGGCCAUCGGAGACGCUGAAUUUGGACUAACGGCACACCCAGACAAUACAGACCUGAAAAAUACUCUUAGUGGUACAUUAGAUUCACUGGUCAUCUUUGUACUGUACAAGAGGGAGGAGCUUGAAUCAGUAGUGUACAUAAGAAAAAGAGUAGGAUCAUGA
Messenger RNA from Theileria equi strain WA, 4884 nucleotides. RefSeq lists its product as hypothetical. The transcript is spliced from 7 exons. Lineage: Eukaryota; Apicomplexa; Aconoidasida; Piroplasmida; Theileriidae. The record is from RefSeq and is a predicted model, not a curated record. Bases 1 to 4884 code for a protein of 1627 amino acids. Gene Ontology annotation, molecular function: ATP-dependent protein folding chaperone; ATP binding; protein binding.